Messenger RNA from Ascoidea rubescens DSM 1968, 573 nucleotides. It is a transcript of the gene FCF1, whose product is annotated as rRNA-processing protein FCF1. Gene Ontology annotation, cellular component: small-subunit processome; nucleolus. Bases 1 to 573 code for a protein of 190 amino acids. The record is from RefSeq and is a predicted model, not a curated record. The transcript has a single exon. NCBI's taxonomy places the organism in Eukaryota, Fungi, Ascomycota, Saccharomycetes, Ascoideales, Ascoideaceae.
AUGGGAAAGGCAAAGAAAGUCAGAAAGUUUGCACUUACAAAACGUACUCUUAGUGCCAAAGACCAGAGGCUGAAAAAAACCACAAAAGAAGGCAACCCCAAACAGCAGAAGGAUUCUGAAUUGGUUCGUGAUGUGCCUCAAGUGUCUUCUGCUUUGUUUUUCCAGUUCAAUCAAGCUUUGAAACCACCAUACCAAGUGUUAAUAGAUACAAAUUUCAUCAAUUUCAGCAUUCAGAAAAAGAUAGACAUAGUCAGGGGGAUGAUGGACUGCUUGUAUGCCAAAUGCAUUCCGAUAAUAACAGAUUGUGUAAUGGCCGAGUUGGAGAAGCUAGGGCCCAAGUUCAGAAUUGCAUUAAGAUUGGCAAAGGACUCAAGAAUAAAAAGAUUGAGCUGCAGCCAUAAAGGAACCUAUGCUGAUGACUGUUUGGUUUCUAGAGUUAUUCAGCACAAGUGCUACAUAGUGGCCACCAACGAUGCUGAUCUCAAGCGAAGAAUACGAAAGGUUCCUGGUAUUCCUCUUAUGUCUGUUGCAGCUAAGAAAUAUGAGAUAGAAAGAUUGCCUGAUGUGUUUUAA